Molecule: messenger RNA, 947 nt
Organism: Frankliniella occidentalis (western flower thrips)
Lineage: Eukaryota; Metazoa; Arthropoda; Insecta; Thysanoptera; Thripidae
Exons: 2
Coding region: 42-842 (266 amino acids)
Source: RefSeq, a predicted model, not a curated record
CGCAGGGCUCGGUGGCACGUGCCAAUCAGGACGUGCAGGACAUGUUAACUGCAUGGAUGAUGCAGCAUCUGUCGAAGAAAUGGUCGGAGGGACUGCGUUUCGUGCAAUGCAUGAAGAAUCGGGCCAUUCACCAGGGCACCAAAAUCUCCUCAUAUGAGGCUAUGUUUGGCACCCCCAUGAAGGUGGGCCUUCAGGCGGCCUUCCCCUUGGGAGCCGUUGACGAGCUCCACACCGAGGAGGAUCUUCAAGCCUUCUUGGAGGAGAUGAGGAUAGGCGAAGGAUCACCACAGACGGCCAGCCAGGCCAGCCCAGCAGACCACGACGUUGGAGCAGCGCAGCACUCUACAGGAACGACUCCACGACGACGAGUUCCGCUGCACAUCUUGACUGGCCCUCCACCUGUCCGGCCCCCUCCAUCAACACCUCCAACCAGCCCCCCGUCCAACUCUCCUCCGCCUGGACCAUCCGUCUUGAGGACACCGCACCGCUUGUCUGCAGCGACGACCACUCCAGUCUCCACGCCGCGCUUUGUCGGCUGGGCAGCGCCAUCAGCAUCCUACGCAGCAGCCAGAGCCGGCAGCCCACUGUUGUCUUGCUGUCAGUGUGGGGAGGCGUGCAGCGCACACGACGAGUGCAGCGAGUGCGGCACGGGGCUGCACCCUUGCUGCGCCAAGCGAGGAAAGUGUGGGAACUGCUCGCGGUCCACUGCUGUGCUGGAGCUGGAGCUGAGGGCGACGGCAGAGAAGAACCUCCGCAAGCAGGCUGCAACAAUGCUGAAAAUUUCCGAUGCGAAGUUCCCCCCAGCAUCCGUCGGGGAUACUGUCGUCGUUCCAGUGGCUUAAGUGGACAGAGGUCGAGGGGACCCCAGAAAUGUCACGGCAGUCGUUCUCGAGGUCAUGUCGGACGGUUACUACAGGUUGGGGAACAAGAACGGAGUUCUUGCGUCC